AUAUGAUGGAUGUUGAGUUUUUGCGGUGUAUGUUUCGGUGGGGAUGCGAAAAGAACACGUGUUUUUGAAAAGCACGUCCUGCGUUUUCAGCGUAACUGUCUUGCUCGCCUAUGUGUACAUCCUCCUGGACUUUACUUUGUUGACAGUACCUGUGUCGGCAGAGACUUCAGAGUCCACCAAGUAUCUGAAAGAUGACAUCUUCUUCGAAAUAGUCGAGCCAGAGAGUCUUCGAUAUACGUUCCGACUGAGGCCAGCCCACGAGUUCGGAUCGUCGUUCGUAUCGCAGCUGUCCAAUGUAGGCCUUGUAAUAUCAGAGCCAUCCCAGGGAUGCAGUAGUGCCAUCAACAAACUCGAGCUGAGGCACAAUGUAGUGCUCAUUGCAAGAGGCGGAUGCUCGUUCCUAAGCAAGUGCAUCCAUGCCUUAAGGGAAGGUGCACUGGCUGUCAUCAUUAUGGACGACAACGCCAACAAUGACGACCAGUACAUUGACAUGAUGGACGACAGCACCCACAGAAACUGCAGUAUCCCUGCCACCUUCCUGCUUGGAAGGGAUGGGUACAUGAUACGAAGAGGCCUUCAAACCCACGGUUUACAAAGAGCGAUAAUUAACAUUCCUAUCAAUGUCAGCCAGAUUCCAGUUCAAAAGCUGAAGAGGCCACCCUGGGUGGUCUGGUGACAUAGUAUGCGAGUACUGUGAACAAUUUGAUACCUUUGCGGGUGUUAGUGACUUUUCCUAUAGCUAACUCCUUCUUUUUGGUCUGAGGAAGGGAGAGCUUCUUUCAGCAUAUUAUUUCUCCGUACACCAUUUUAGGUGUUUGCUUUUACUGAAAGGGUGAUAGAUUACACCUGAUGUGGUGUUAGCUGUAUAGGACCAGCCAUUUACACCUCUAAAGGUUUAGAAUACCUUAGCAGGACAUCCUAUGCUCUGUUUCACCUUAUAAUGCACUACAACAGAUGCUACGAGUCGCCUAAUUCCUUCUGUAGCUCAGAGCGGGUCAUGUGACCUUCCGGUUGGGCAGAGCGAAGCUCGGAGCAUGAAGCCACGUGGCAUGUGUGGAGCUCUGGACUGGCUACCUUGGCUCAUGGUGUUUGUUGCAAACAUUGGUGAAGCGGAGUAUAGCAAGCCUUCAUGCUAAUGCGCUGAACCUGCACAGAUCACUUCAAUAGUUGGCUCUCUACUUUGUGUUAAGUUUUGCUGUGAGCUUGGAAUGAUUUGCUAGAGGAGGGAAAGGACCUCAUGAAAGUGGAUGUUGAUAUGAAUGCUUAAAAUAAACCAAAUGGGGCAUGUUGUAAGUUUCA
Ixodes scapularis (black-legged tick) is the source of this 1299-nucleotide messenger RNA. Its product is annotated as protease-associated domain-containing protein 1. Bases 44 to 676 code for a protein of 210 amino acids. NCBI's taxonomy places the organism in Eukaryota, Metazoa, Arthropoda, Arachnida, Ixodida, Ixodidae. The record is from RefSeq and is a predicted model, not a curated record. The transcript has 5 exons.